Messenger RNA from Mollisia scopiformis, 435 nucleotides. Its product is annotated as ankyrin. The record is from RefSeq and is a predicted model, not a curated record. Lineage: Eukaryota; Fungi; Ascomycota; Leotiomycetes; Helotiales; Mollisiaceae. Gene Ontology annotation, molecular function: protein binding. The annotation marks the transcript as partial. The transcript has a single exon. Gene Ontology annotation, cellular component: cytoplasm; nucleus.
GGGAGUUAUGGCACUGCACUUCAAGCUGCAGCUGUGAGUGGAAGCGUUGAUGCUGUUCAGAUACUUCUUCAAGCGGGAGCGCUCGUGAAUGCCCAGCUUGGCAUGUAUGAUACUGCUCUUCAAGCGGCAUGCCGACGUGCGCAUUGGCAAAUAAUUAAGACUCUGCUGGAAAACGGAGCCAACGUCAACGCUCAGGGAGGGCCUUAUAACUCAGCACUACAAGCAGCUGCCCGGACAGGAUCGACCAAGAUUAUGAGAUUUCUGUUAGACCGAGGGGCAGACGUCAACGCCCAGGGUGGAGAGUAUUGCACUGCACUGCAAGCAGCAUCAGGAGAAGGCUUCCAUCCUGUUGUGCAGAUGUUACUUGAGAGUGGUGCAGAGGUUAACCAUCAAGGAGGAAAAUAUGGCACAGCACUACAGGCUGCUUCGGGAGCU